GGAAUAAUCUAUCAAAUAAUUCUAGACAAAAGAUAAUAGGAAAUAAUCAUAAGAGUACGCCUAUGGAGUGCUCUGUCUCGAUAAUAAACUCACGACACAUUGUUUUGCAGUGUUACAAGAAAACUAAAUAAGUUUUGCAAUCAUUCUUCAAAUUAUUUCUGUAGUUCACGCGAACGAAGACGCAGGCCACAGCUAUCACCAUGGAUUUAGGCCCCUUUGAUCUCUCCGCGUCAAUUGGGACAGUAAAAGAGCUCUACCAACCUUUGCAACCUGAUGACAUAAAAGCUACCGAGAACAGCAUAGAACUUAUGGAAUGGUUGCGAUCGAAAUUUUCUACUGGAUAUGGACAUAUGCCACCGUUGGAUCCCCUAGAAAAAUCUUCACUGGAACCCAUUCGUGUUGUACAGGGUGUAGUAGAUGCUGACGUACAUUUAACCAAUUUACGUAUCGAUGGCGCCAAGGAUUUUGAUAUAGAUUUAGCAGAAAUACGCAUGAGUAUCGAUACUGUAAAUGCAAACAUCACUCUACCUCAGAUAAACAUCAAUGUUGAUUUCUACAUAGAUGUGAUCCUAGGUGUAGUACCUUUGAAAUUCACAGGACAUCUAGAGUCGAUCACGACAGGUCUAAAUGUUGUUGGAGUGUUCAGCUCAACAGAGACUAUGAUGAACGGUAUUAUGACUUUCCAAGUAACUGAUGACAAACUUCAAAUAACAGCUGAUAACUUAAGGAUAAUACUGUCAGAUUUAUCUAUAAAGCCGGAUGAAGACAAUGUGCGGACGUGGUGGGAAUACCUGAAGGAGGACAUAGCUAGCGUUAUUAAUACUAUGUUGGUUCAAGAAAUCAAUCAUGCAAUAAUGCAUUAUUCAACGCAACAAAUUCGCGAUUUCUUACUAGCUCCAUAGUAUUUUAUAUCUUGAUACAAAGGGUACCAUAAUAUCAUAUAAUAAAGUAAAAUACAAAAUGAA
Manduca sexta (tobacco hornworm) is the source of this 965-nucleotide messenger RNA. RefSeq lists its product as uncharacterized. The record is from RefSeq and is a predicted model, not a curated record. Bases 201 to 902 code for a protein of 233 amino acids. NCBI's taxonomy places the organism in Eukaryota, Metazoa, Arthropoda, Insecta, Lepidoptera, Sphingidae. The transcript has 6 exons.